GAGGGGGGGAUCACGUGACGGUGGCCGGAGUGGGGGCAGGCGGAAGUGGAAGCGGCAGCGGCAGCGGACGGGAGGGUUGUGAUGUCAUGGCAGCUGCCAGUUCCAGUGUCACUGGGAGUGACCAGACCUUGGAGAAAUCGCUGCUGAUUUUGAAAAUCUUAAAAGCCAAACUUAUAGUCCAGAAAGGAACGAGGAUCAGUUGUUACAUUGAAGUGACAGUGGACGGACUGCAAAGUGAAACUAAGAAAACUGGAAAACGAAACGGAAACCUUCAUCCACAGUGGAAUGAGACACUAACCUUGAAUGUAACACCACAGAGCCGAUUGGAGCUGAAAGUCUGGAACAGCCAUACCUUGAAAAAUGAACUAUUUGGAAACGUAUCCAUUGACGUCUGUGACAUAUUAAAGAAGAACAAUGGAAAGUUGGAGAACAUUCAGCUGAAUUUGAAUCUCCAGGUGGGAAACAAAGGUGGCGUUGUGUGCAGUGGUGAACUGACUGUUUGCCUGGAUGGCCUCAAUGUUGAUUUGGGAAGUCUGCCUAAUGGCACCAUCACGACAGAAAGAUCUCAGCAGAACGGGAGAAUUCAUUAUAGCACAAGUCAAGACGAUGAUUCAAACUAUUCAGCCUCACCUACCAGUGCUUCUGGAGCCAGAGUAAGGACAUGCAGACAGACCAGCAGUACUGUGAGAGGAGCUGUGGUUAAUGGAGAGAGCACAGUGAAUGAGGAACAAAACAAUCCCAGUGCUAAGACUAAACCGAAGCAUCCAUCCAGGGUACCUUCACAUUCAGCAAGUUCCAGUGCAGUAGUAAAUGGAGAGACCAUUUCAACUGAAAGUGACAAUGACAGCUGGAGUAAUGCUUUUAUCCCCGAUACCCCACCAACACUUCCCGCAGUCUCAGCACCUAGUUCGACUACCAGUGUUGCCCCAAGUCCUCAAGCCAAUUCAGUUGCAGUGGGAGAGACUUCAGAACCAGCUGCCACCUUGACGGAACCGUCUCAGACACCAGCCCAAAACCUUGAAGCACUACCUCCUGGAUGGGAACAGCGAGUGCUUCCCAAUGGAAGGAUAUAUUAUGUGGAUCAUAACACGAAAACGACGACAUGGGAAAGACCUCUCCCACCAGGCUGGGAGAAACGAGUCGAUCAACGUGGCAGAUUUUACUAUGUGGACCAUAACACUAGGACAACGACAUGGCAGAGACCAACAGCAGAGUCUGUUCGAAACUUUGAGCAGUGGCAAUCCCAGAGGAAUCAACUGCAGGGAGCUAUGCAACAUUUCAACCAAAGAUUUUUGUACCAGUCCUCUGGAAUUCCUACUGAUAGUGAUGCACUCGGACCUCUGGUACCUGGCUGGGAGAAGCGCCAGGAUAAUGGACGGGUUUACUUUGUCAACCACAAUACUCGGACCACCCAAUGGGAAGACCCUAGGACUCAAGGGAUGAUCCAAGAAUCCCCUCUGCCACCUGGCUGGGAAAUGAAAUAUACAAGUGAAGGGGUUCGAUAUUUUGUGGAUCAUAACACUCGUUCCACUACCUUUAAAGAUCCUCGAACUGGAUAUGAUUCCACCACUAGUGCAAAAAGUGGCUCUCCAGCAGCGUAUGAUCGUAGCUUUCGGUGGAAGUAUCAUCAGUUCCGAUUUCUCUGUCACUCGAAUGCAUUACCAAGCCAUGUGAAAAUCAGCGUCUCUAGACAGACAUUAUUUGAAGACUCCUUUCAACAGAUAAUGAACAUGAAGCCGUAUGAUUUGCGGCGUAGGUUGUACAUAAUAAUGCGUGGAGAGGAGGGUCUGGAUUAUGGCGGCAUAGCUAGAGAAUGGUUCUUCCUGCUUUCCCACGAGGUUCUGAAUCCAAUGUACUGUUUGUUUGAGUAUGCUGGAAAAAACAACUAUUGUCUUCAGAUCAACCCAGCGUCAUCAAUUAACCCAGACCACUUGACCUAUUUCCGAUUCAUUGGAAGGUUCAUAGCAAUGGCUCUGUAUCAUGGCAAAUUCAUUGAUACAGGAUUCACAUUGCCAUUUUACAAACACAUGCUCAAUAAAAAGCCAACGAUAAAGGACUUGGAAUCUAUUGACCCUGAGUUCUACAAUUCUCUCUUGUGGAUCAAAGAGAAUGACAUAGAAGAAUGUGGCUUAGAGCUCUAUUUUGCUCAGGACAUGGAAAUAUUGGGAAAAGUUACAACACAUGAGCUCAAGAAAGAUGGAGAAAACAUUAUGGUCACAGAAGAAAAUAAAGAGGAGUAUAUGAGGUUGCUAACAGACUGGAGAUUUACUCGUGGAGUUGGGGAACAAACAAAAGCUUUCCUGGAUGGGUUUAAUGAGGUGGUGCCCUUGGAAUGGCUGCGGUACUUUGACGAGAAAGAGCUAGAGUUAAUGCUGUGCGGAAUGCAAGAAAUCGACAUUAAUGACUGGCAGAAGAGCACUAUCUAUCGCCAUUACACAAAGAACAGCAAACCCAUCCAGUGGUUCUGGCAGGUUGUGAAAGAAAUGGACAACGAGAAGCGGAUCAGAUUGCUGCAGUUUGUUACUGGCACAUGCCGUCUGCCUGUUGGAGGUUUUGCAGAACUAAUAGGGAGCAACGGCCCACAAAAAUUCUGCAUUGACAAAGUUGGAAAGGAUACAUGGCUCCCAAGAAGUCACACGUGCUUCAAUCGCUUGGACCUUCCUCCAUACAAAAGUUAUGAUCAGCUCAAGGAGAAGCUGCUUUUCGCCAUUGAAGAGACUGAAGGUUUUGGUCAGGAGUAAUUGAUUUAUGCAAAAUAAUCAAAGAACAGCAGAUUGUGCCUGUCUUCUAUGGGAUCUCUAGUCUCAUUCUGUUUGUUUUGAUUCAUUUCCAUGCGAUCAUAAGUGAAAUCUGCAAAGUCUUUAAAGUUCACUUACUUUAGCCUUUGAUGAAUAUUGUCUUCUUUCUUUGCAGAAUUGAGAUUAAAGUUGCAAUAUCCCUUUUUUUCUGAAACUACCAUAGAUUGAUAUUGAAAUGGGUAUUACUUCACUGUUAAUGUAACAAAUGUUAUCUUUUGACAAGCAGCAUUUAUUAUUAAUUAGGUCAAGUCUAAAUAGUUGAAUUUGAAAUGAUGAAACCAAGUGAAGCUAAAGAGAUUAUUUAGAAAAUGCUAAAUGCAACUUUAAUUGCUUCACAAAUGACUUCAGAGCACGAUGCAAAUAGUGGCCAUUAUAACUGGUGGUACCUGCAAUUUUAGGGGUGUUUAUAUCUUUGACUGAAAAAAUGGUCACUUAUGGAAAGUUAGCAGGCACACAUUGUUUAUUGAUGGAUCAUAAAAUGUAAACCAAAAAAAAUUGCAUAUCUGUUACAAGUAUUACAACAUUUGUUAAACUGUUUUCAAGCCUGUGAUCACCAGUCCAGCUAACCUUCCCCCUUUUUUUAAAUUCAGGUUUUAAAUCAUAUUAUAAUGGCUGUUAUGUAAGAUUCAUUUUCACCCAAAAUCAUUUUCACCCAAAUUUCAGUAACUAACCAAAGUGCUGUUUUUCUCCGCUCGUGCUGAAUUGUAUGAUUUCAGAUGGAAUGGCAGGUUUAUUUAAUUAUUUCUUACAAGGUGAAAUCUGGCAUUUAAAGAAAACUUGAGUAAUGAAAGCUUAAAUCAGUAGUUUUUUUUAAUUGAAACCUGCAAAUUGAAGAUAUUGAGAUCGAUUGGAUAUUAGAGCCUUUCUUUGCUAAAGUACUGUUGCUUUAUUCACUAUUUCAAUUCACAUGAAACAUUUGACCUAAAUGCUAUUUAAUAUAUUUAAAAAUCUAAUGAGUGAACAUUUCUGAAGUGUACCGUUUGAGAGAGCCCUUCUAUGUUAAUAUAAAAAGAUUAAUAUUGCACGCUUUAAUAGAGAAAGGUUCAAUAUUUUAAUUAUCUAUUGUAAAAUCAAAGAAAACAAAACAAGUUCCCUUGUACACAAUACAUUAUUUUUCAAAACAGGAAAAUAUUGUAUAUAAGAAUUGUAUAUUUGUCUUUCUGGUAUAAUAGAGCAAAUAGGACCAUAAUUUUUUUAUGUAGAUGUUUAAGGUGAAUGUAAUAUUUUAAAUAUGUUGCAAAUAAAUGGGAAAUGAUUUUAUUAAAUAAAACAACUGUACAGAAAUGAAGCAUUGUGUGUUUAAAAACAGUGCUGAGACUGUAAAGCUGGUUAUUUACUGCCCUUGAGGAAACUUAACAUGUGAAAUGAGAGGUUUGCUUAACAUCCCCAGUUUUUGAAUUGCCUUGUACAAAUUAAGUUAAAUUUGUGGCAUCUUUUAUUGAUUUAUUGAUUAUUCUGGGAGUCCAGACUAAGUGACAAGCAUUGCAGAAAGCUAAAAUCUAUACACAGAUUAGAAUGUUGUCAUUCAAUAAAAUAUCUGUGUGGAAGCGAGGCUGUUGAAUAUAUUAACAAAAUGCAAAAGAAAUCUUUCUGGAAUUAUACUGGACCCAAAGUGUGAUGAAUUUAUUGUGAAAUGAGUCCUUAUUAUAUGUUCAUGAAAAUAGCUGCCCUUUUAUAGCAUUAUCAUCCAUCGUACAGGUAAAGGUUUGAACAGUUCUUCAUGAGAAUUAUUGGCUUAAAUUGAUGCUGCUAAAUUCAUUUCUGUAUCCAGUGAAAUUGGCAACGGCUCCCGUGUAGAAUUAUUUGAAAAGUCAAAUCCACCAAAUCCAAGGUAUAGGUUUAAUAUUGUGUUGAGGUGUGAUCCCUGCAAUCAGUGUGGUGCCAACUACAUCAUAUUUUCUGCCCAAGAGUUUGUUGUGAUUUGCUAAAUAUUGUUACAGAUUCUUUUUGGAUUGAAAACAAACAGUUCAAAGUGACUACUAUUUUUGCUCCUUUGUUUUCCAAACUUUAUUUCUUCCCUGUGUGUUUUUCUUUGUUUGCUUCAUCAUUUUGCAUUAAACCUGAAAACUAA
This is a messenger RNA of Callorhinchus milii (elephant shark), 4869 nucleotides long. It is a transcript of the gene wwp2, whose product is annotated as WW domain containing E3 ubiquitin protein ligase 2. NCBI's taxonomy places the organism in Eukaryota, Metazoa, Chordata, Chondrichthyes, Chimaeriformes, Callorhinchidae. The transcript is spliced from 24 exons. Gene Ontology annotation, biological process: protein K63-linked ubiquitination; ubiquitin-dependent protein catabolic process; negative regulation of transcription by RNA polymerase II. The coding region runs from base 87 to 2741 and encodes 884 amino acids. The record is from RefSeq and is a predicted model, not a curated record. Gene Ontology annotation, molecular function: ubiquitin protein ligase activity; protein binding.